Messenger RNA from Hyalella azteca, 943 nucleotides. RefSeq names its product macrophage mannose receptor 1-like. Gene Ontology annotation, biological process: biological process involved in interspecies interaction between organisms. Gene Ontology annotation, cellular component: external side of plasma membrane. Bases 1 to 912 code for a protein of 303 amino acids. NCBI's taxonomy places the organism in Eukaryota, Metazoa, Arthropoda, Malacostraca, Amphipoda, Hyalellidae. Gene Ontology annotation, molecular function: carbohydrate binding. The record is from RefSeq and is a predicted model, not a curated record. The transcript has 7 exons.
AUGACGCCAUUCCAGGGGCGGGAGAUGGUCAAAUACCUACCCCUGACCAGGGUCAUCAGAUCGUUUCAGAAAACGGUNGAAGUUGAUUCUAAAUGCAUCCACCGCUUCAACGGUGGAUAUCUCACGUACGACGCAGCGGUGGAUUACUGCCGCCAACAGUUCGGCAGGCUGCCUGUGAUAGAUGACUGCUCCACCUUCACUGAAGUUGCUACCUUUGUUGACGAUGGAUACUCGGCCGAGGCUAACAAAGGCUUCUGGUUGGGCGCGACUUACUCCUCCAGAGACGGCGUCUGGCGCUGGAGCGACGGUGCGGCCGUUCCAAUGGGCGCUCCGUACUGGGCGUUUAAUGCACCAGUGAAGGCGGGGAGAGAACCUUCAGGCGGUACUGGGUCCAACUGCGCCGUCAUCUACCCCGCUGGAAACUGGGCAGUUUUUGAUCAUCCAUGUGGAGCAACAAAUGCUAAUCCUAUUUGCUCGAGAACACCACUGCAUGGACAUUGUGGGCAACCAUUUGUACUGGUGGGCACGCAAUGCGUCCACGUCAUCCAGGCUGGAAGUACUUGGGCUGCCGCACGCACCCUGUGUGGACUGAUUGGUGGAGACUUGAUCAUUCUAGAUGACUGUCAUCAGUACCGCAAGGUCUACCUCUACCUAACCGAGAAAGGUUACAAACCGUAUGCAUUUUGGAUCGGUGGCUCAGAUCUCGCCGUCGAAGGGCAAUGGCGCUGGAUAGACGGUUCGCCGAUGGCUAUGGGUGUUCCCUACUGGGGCAUUGAAGGUGCAGGAGCUCUAGAACCAAACAACCCCGGAGUUGAGAACUGCAUGGAGCUCAGUUCUGCAUGGAUGUACCGCUUCUCCAACACGCUGUGCAACAACACGCGUCGGGUGGUGUGCGAGACCCAUCCCCUCUAGGGGAAAUAUUAAGAUGGGGGUCCCUUCUAGA